Molecule: messenger RNA, 606 nt
Organism: Osmia bicornis bicornis
Lineage: Eukaryota; Metazoa; Arthropoda; Insecta; Hymenoptera; Megachilidae
Exons: 3
Coding region: 226-606 (126 amino acids)
Source: RefSeq, a predicted model, not a curated record
AGGAAACAGAAAGGAGAAAGAGAGAGGAGCAAAUGGCUGGAUGAAAGGCGUAUUAAUUGGCACGAACGCUCGCGUUCGCGUUCGCGUUCGCGUUCGGAAGGAAAUGUGUUUUUAUGAAGGUGGAAAUUGCUGAUCGCGUCCACUUUUAUUGACAUUCGAUAUUCGGGUUAAAACGAGUGCGUGUGCGCGAUGGAAAAACGAAUCACGGAAGAGAAUGGAUAAGCGAUGUUUUUUGCGUUUCGUCUAUCCGAGCCGUCAUCGACGUUCGCUAUUGAUCUCGAUUCGAGAACCGUCCACCUUGAGUCUCCGCACACCCACAUACCUAAUCCGAAAUCGAUAACCGAGGAAGAAACAUCAAUGGAAAUGUCUGUAAAAAGGCUCCUUCGGAUCGGAUCGAGUCUCCUCCUUUUCCUCUUUAACUUUCUCUACGCGUACGCGUGUAUCCUCGUUUUCGUAUCCGUCCCAUCGACCAGUCAGCGAAACGAGAUUGAUAUUGACAACCAGUUACCUAUGUAUCAAGGCUGUAACGACACGGUUGACAAAUACAUGGCGAAACGAAAACGGCAAACGAACUCGUUGUUUUCGACGUUCAAAUCCAUUCGAUGA